Molecule: messenger RNA, 6524 nt
Organism: Uranotaenia lowii
Lineage: Eukaryota; Metazoa; Arthropoda; Insecta; Diptera; Culicidae
Gene: gig
Product: tuberin
Exons: 6
Coding region: 329-6340 (2003 amino acids)
Biological process (GO): positive regulation of GTPase activity; regulation of cell cycle; negative regulation of insulin receptor signaling pathway
Cellular component (GO): nucleus; cytoplasm; TSC1-TSC2 complex
Molecular function (GO): GTPase activator activity
Source: RefSeq, a predicted model, not a curated record
AGCUGUUGACCAUCGUGCACAGAAAAAAGUGAGAUUUUGUACAACACAAUUUCUGGUGAAGUGAUUUCUACAUUUUUAGUGAUUGAUUAUCCGUUUAAACUGUUUUACUGAAGCUAGUUUAUUGAUUAAAACAGAAAUCUACUGUACUGUGAAUAUGAGAUAACAAUAAGAUCUUGAUUUAACAAUAAAAAUUGGCGAAAAACUGAUUUUUUUUUCGCUAUCUUGCAUCGAACUUUUUUCUUUUUGAAACGUUCCGGUGGCUUGCCUGUCCACGAUAAUCUAUAGGCUCUAGUAUUAAUAGUUGGAAGUUUUCAAGAAUUUAUUCGCCAUGAGCAACAAAGAUAAGGAAAACACGUUGAAUAAACUGAAACAAUGGUUCCGCAGCUCGAAAACAAGCACAACAACUCAACGGGAACGUAACUAUUUCCCCAUUUCGACAGAACUGGAGCGAGAAUUGCAGCCGGAGACCCCAAUCAAUCAGCGCUGCAAGGCUCUGAAAGACUUCAGCGAGGAUGUGAUCAAAUACCGCCUGGAGGUUGAUGCCGUUCAACUUCUAUGGCAACUUACGAAGGAUCUGAUUGUGGGCAACAAAUCGACCGAACAGAGGCACGUUGCCUUAAACUUUUAUUGUAAGCUCAUACAGGGUCAGUACGAUAAUCUGAAAAUGAUGCGCGCCCAAUUUUUUCGGGUCAUUGUUUCUCACGAAGAGCCGGAUGAUAUUAUCUAUCGAUUGGAGAUGCUGAAAAGUUUAACCGAAAAUGGUAAAAACAUUCAGUACUUUGAGAAAGAGAUCGGCUCCUUUCUUGUUCAGUGGAUACCGCAAAUUGACGAGGCAGGACUGAUUAUGCCACUGCUUGAACUGAUUGUUCAUCUGGUGAAAUAUAAUGCGGCAAGUUUGGAGAAAAGUUUUCUGGUAGGGGUUGUAUCUUACAUUUUCGACAUCUCCUGCAAAGUGGAUGAUACCCAAACUAUCCUGCUGUGCCUGUCCGUGCUAGAUUGCUUCAUCUGCUACGCAAUCAUCCCGAAUGAAACCCUGACGCUGUUCAUAGUGAUCCUGUGCCGUACGGUCAAUCGCGAGGCCUAUUGCCAAACGUCUUGGAAGAUAAUGAAAAAGCUUUUUGGUACCGCCUUGGGUCAUGCUACUCUACUGACAAUGUGCAACAUCCUUAACGAUAAAACUUUCUACCGGGACGAAGCCCUGCUAAGGGGAGCUAUAUUCCAUACCAACGUUGGUCUCUGGGGCGUCAGUGCCGGACCGGUUCUAAUUCCCAACUGCUCUCCAUCGAUUGUACUGUCCAGUUUCUGGAAUGCCUUGAAAAGUGAGCAUGUGGUAGUCACGUACGAAGUCAUCCUUAGCAUCCACCGCUUGAUACAGAAAAGUGGCCCGGAAUUGAACGAACCCACAUGGGAUAUCAUUUGUGACAUCAUGUUUGAGAUAUCAUCUAAUUUGGCUAAAUAUCGGUUGCCGAAUGACAACCAGGUGGUGAAACAUUAUCACGAAACUUUAGACUUGAUCGAGGACCUCGUACAGCGUAACGAUAUAAAUGCUGAUCCUGAGAAAAUCUACGGUCUCAUCGAGAAAGUAUCAAGCGAGCGGCCGGAAGCCUCGGUCAAACGUCUUAUGGAAUACAUGACCACAAAAAUAGCGGCAACCCGUCCUCAGUGGCUUUUGGAGUUGUGCUCGUUUAUGGAUCGAUUUUAUAAGAUGAAAAACACCACGAUACGGAUAUACGCCGUGGAAGCACUAGUUCGUAUCAUGCACAUAAAUCGAGCGGCUUACGAGGAGGAGAUUCUGGAACGCAUUGUUAUGGUUCACUUGGGUGGAGUAGUGCACGAGUCUGACCCAGAUGUACGCGCUGCUGUUGCCAAAGCUUUAAUAAAAUUCAUAUUGCACUGCGAAUCGAAGCGUUGCAUCGAGCUGUUGGAAAUUGUUGGUAAAAUGUUGCACAGACCAUACGAUUGCUAUGCUUCCGAGCGAUCUAUUGUUAAUUCUAUUCGCGAUGUGGAAGAUGUUAUCGAGCUAGUGGAUGGUCUUAUUCACGUUUUCGAAGUUAAGUUAUACAGACUGCCUUCAACUCAUGCCAUAAAGGUUUACCACAUGCUUAUCCGGCUGUUGGAAACCCACUACGAGAAACCUGUUGUAUUUCAGAACGUCAAUAUUGUUAGAUUGAAAGUGUUUUCUUGGAUGAUGAGAGCGAGAGCCAAUGCAUCGUUUCAUAUCGGCUAUCCCGAUCCAACUCUAAGUAACAAAGUACGUUUUAGUCAUUAUUUGGGCAUUGAAGGGCCAUACCAACAUCAGAGCUUGCAAUCUCAACAACAACCUGGACAGUCCUCUAGCCAGCUAAACCUAUUACAGGCUGACGGUUUGAAAUCGAUCGAUACUGUUCCUCCGACUAGUUUGACAACUAUAUCGAUUAAACGUGGUUGUCAAAUAAUUGUAGAUUGUUUGAAAGAAGAGAAAGAUUGGCAGGUCAUACAGUUGGUUCUUUCGGAGUUGCCGAAUAUUAUGGAAAAUAAAGCAUUGAUUCAAGGAAAUGACGUCGAUUUGCUAGCUAAAACUCUCUAUCGCAUGUUUGGUGACCGAAUGUUGGUUGACCGGCUUAUCUGUUAUCCAAACAAACCUACCCAAUCUGACAUCCACGAUCUCGUGCUACCGGCACUUGCCAGUCUAACGAUAUACCACCAACAUUUGGAGGCACUUACCAAACGAAAUAUUAUCGAAUCUUUGAAGCAGGGCCUCAUAUCGCGAAGACCACAAGUUUGUAUUCAAACUCUAACGGUUCUACUUCUGGAAAUGCCCGAACCACUGGUAUCGAAACUAACGGAUCUGCUAUUUGAGCUUAGUAAAAUGGCCAACACAACAACUGUAGCAGUGCCGGUAUUGGAAUUUUUAUCAACACUUAGUCAUCUACCUAGUGACCGCAUUGCCAAUUUCCGCGUUGUCGAAUACAUGUACGUACUGGCGAUGUCGUUUCCAUACACAAAUCCGUAUCGCUACGAUCACUAUACUGUAUCUCUAGCCCAUCACGUUAUCGCAGGUUGGUUUCUAAAAUGCCGGCUUCCAAUGCGUAAGAACUUGGUGUAUUACAUCGUCAAGGGUCUGGAAUCAUACGUCCACACGCCUUUCCAAGAUGGCUCCAAACCACGAACAGAUUUCUCUCAAGUUAACGAAGAUUCCUCGAAUCGAAAGCGCAGUUCAAGUCUUACCGAACAAGGUUCUAAACGGAGAGGGACUACGGCCGGAUCAUCUACAGUCCAACAACAACAAAGUAGUCAACAACGACCCUCGAAACCAAAUUACAACAGCGAUCUGUACAACUUCCACUCGGAGCUAGCUGAAACAUGCAUUGAUUUUAUGGUGAACCACACCUAUUCGCCAUGCACGGGCUUGGCCAAAAGAAGUCCCGCUGCCGAGUUUCUACUGCGCGGGGGACAAUCGAACACCUGGUUGUUGGGUCACAAUCUCAUUACGAUCACCACCAGUGGAUGCUCGGCUGUACCUUUUCGUAAUGGACUGUGUGAUCGGUGCUUUGCAAUGUGCAAGGACAACAGUAGCACCAAGCCCGAGGUAGGCAUAACCAACACUGGCCCGCAAGCAGCUUCGGAAGCUACCGGUGCAUCCGCUUCUGCAACUAGCGUCGUCGGCGAUGCGCAUCAUAUUACGACCAACAAAAGGUAUACCAAAGCAAGUUUGCAACACAGUAGCGCAAACGAAUCGGACAGUACGGAUCUAACUACUAGCUCAACAUCAUCAUCUAACGUUGCUACACCUUUCCCACAACCGGGCUCAGCAAAUAUGACAUCCAGCGGUAAUACAAGAUUCUUCCGGCAAGGAUCACAGGAAGCGUAUAGCUCUGGUUCGCUGGAAGCUCUGUCACGUCGAGGCAGUAAUCCAGAACCCAGCUCAGAUCAAGCACAACCUAUUACGGCUCGGUCGGAAUCAGCACUGAUGACCACCUUGGGUAACAAAAUUAUUCUUCCUCAGCAGCAUCAUGGCUCUGCGACAGGCGGUAAAAGUGGAACAGCUAGUGGAAAUACUGGUUUGGACAAACCAAUUCAAUUGUGCGCGUGCUCAUGUACCGGAUGGGCCGAGGUUUGCAUCAGACGUCCCACGGGUAUGUUAUCCUGGAUGAUGCGUGUGCAAAAUCAGAUCAAUUACGAUUCGAUGGGUGGGGAAUUUCCACUGCAAGAUUUAACAACAUUAUUCGCGCCAACUAUGGGUGGAGGCAUUGUAGGUGCUGAUGUACUCAGUCCUGGCUUAACAAAUGGAAGUAUGGAUGCCCCUGUUGGCAAUGCUUCGACAAGUAGCUUAGCUAUCGAUGAAAUCGAACCUAGCUCAGCGCCAGCCAUCACAAAGGCAAAAGUUUCGAUUUCAGACGAGGUUUUCGAAAUAAAAAAAGAAGGAUUCAACAGCGACACUGGAGAUGAUGACGAAUUAGAGGAUGUACUUGCGCAAGCAUCAACAGGCACAAGUGUCCCAAUAGACAUUCCAAACCAAGGAAAGAAGGAAGUUGAUGACGACGCCAAUCAAGAAACAAAUGCACGAAAGGAAGACGAAUAUUCAGAGGUAGCAUUUGAUGAUCCCGAGGGGAGAUCAAGGAAUCCAGUUCGGCGUGUUAACUCUAGUCCGGAAAUGAGCUCUAAUUGGAAAACCCAGUUUUUGAAUAAAGUUCAUAGGGAAGGUGCACAAGGUCCAGUUGGCGAAGGUCAAGAAGGAUCGACAGAGAAUGAAAGUCAGCAAAAGAAGAAAAACUACGGUAAAGGUGUUAGCUGCGAAGCUAUUCCUGAAGAAAUUGCCGGAUCUACACCUCCCAGUCAACCCAAAGCCACGGUUACUUCGGAAUCUAAAGAAAGUCUGACUGUCCGUGCUUCAAGCAACGUAAAACAUCAAGCAGAUUUCAGUUCAACAAUUGCAACUCUUCAUCCGUCAGCAUCUCUUCCGGAAUCUACUCAUCCGAAUGUGUCCAACUCAACAAUGCCGAAAAAGCAACACUCCGCCGACGAUGCUGUUCCUCCAAGAUCAGAUGCUACAAGUGCAUCAACGGAGACAAUUUCAUCACCUGCAUUAAUGCAACCCAUAAGUCAAACGCUAUCUUCUUCGUCACUUAAUCUAAAACUGCCGAUGGAGAAAGUGACUGCCAAACCACCGCAAUCGCCGGCACCUCUCUCACCGCGUCUCCUUGCUCGUAAUCCCAUUAAUGGUAAAAUGUCAAACUCCGGCACAGCGUCUCCCGCUUUUCCGGCCAUCUCUGCUGGUGGUCACGGUGUUCCUUUGAAUGAAAAUGAUCUUCCAAGGGGUAGAUCUAAAACCAUAUCGGUGGCACGUGAACAUUAUAGUCGGGACAAAUGGAAGGGUACUAGUACAUCCCGAUUCCGCGGCGAACAAAUAAGUGGAGGUGGUGGAGGGAUGGCUUCUCGAUCCGUCAUCAGUCCAAGUUUUGUGUUCUUGCAGAUGUAUCACGGUGGACAGUUUAAUUCAACGGAUAAACCCAUUCUUAUGGAUAAAGAUAUGAGCGAAAGAGCUAUCCAUUUGCUUGAUCUCAUCGCACCAUUUGAGAAGCACAAGAUUGGCGUUUUAUACGUUGGACCAGGUCAGGCUGGAAACGAAACCGAAAUACUAAAAAACAGAUUCGGAAGCUUGCGUUAUGCCAAAUUUUUGAAGAAUCUUGGUACUUUGGUUGCAAUUAAAGAUGCGAAAAGUAACAACUUUUUCAUCGAUUUGGAAUCUAGUGGAAAAGAUGGUAACUUCACCUAUAUUUGGCAAGAUGACAUUGUACAAGUUACGUUCCACGUUGCUACGCUUAUGCCAAAUCACAAACAUGAUCCCAAUGGUAAUGAGAAGAAAAAACACAUUGGGAACGAUUUCGUAACCAUUGUCUAUAAUGAGAGCGGAGAGAAAUACAGCCUGAAAACCAUAAAAGGACAAUUCAACUAUGCUUGUGUAGUUAUCGAGCCGAUAGAGCUUGAAAGUAAUCGAAUAUUUGUGCUGGCCAAGGAUGAAAUUGCUCAGUACGUUUGUGGUAAGCCGAAGAUUGUUUCGGACGCCAGCGCUCCGUUGUUAGCUCGUCAGAUGGCACUACAUGCAAACCUCGCUUCGCUGGUGUCGCAGUCUUUGAAAAUCAAGAACCAAAGUCCGUACGCAUCUAAUUGGCUGGAGCGUUUGCGUAAGAUUAAAAAUAUCCGCUCCAAAGUCAUAAAUCAUGUAGAUGAGCAUGGCACUGGUAGUGGUGGUGGGACUGCACCUGGUGGACGUCCAGCCGGAGGAAGUGUUGGAUCUGCACAGGAUCUGAGCACCUCAUCUACCACCAGAGGAGAUGAUUUCACCGUCUAUACUCAGUAAUGCUUGUUGCAUCUACUUCUGAUGUUCAUAGGUUCCCGUAUUUUCAUUGUUGAAUUUGAAUUGCACAGAAAAUUCUUUGAACAAAACGUGUAUUAACAACUACAACCGUUCAUUUAAGGAUUAAAUAAUCAAUAAGUUCGAAGAACACAUUGAAUAAAGAUUAAAUCUUAGCAGAUUAUCAUUA